AUGGACAAAGAUUGCGACAUGGUAUAUAAGAACAUCUCUGACCUUUACAAAUCCGAAGAAUUUAAGACCUACGACAACUUUGUUUCAUUAGUUGCAAAAUGUGUUUGGGAAAUAAGAGAUAAAGAUAGUAGGGGUAAGGUAUGGAACGAACAAAUAAGACCCGCUAUGUUCGAGAUGAAGAAAACCAUUGACGCCUUAGUUGUUUUAGCAGGUAAGGUUUCAGAAUAUAACGCAAAAAUGAAUCCGCAAUGUUCAAAAUGUAAAGCAGCAAUGAGGAAAUAUAACUACUCCGUCAAAGAGAUAGAACGUAUGCGAAACGACUAUGCAGAUUUAAAGAAAGAAGCAGAAAAACCAGCAGAAGAUAAAAUGAACAUGUUAGAAUUUCUGAACAAAAACUAUCCAACUGCUGACGAUUUCCUAUUAUCUGACGUCAAGAAGAAGUAUAAAGAAACCUUCGGCAUAGUUAAAACAUUCGAUGUACUAAAAGAAGAAAUUGAAGCUACGAAACUGUUUAGAGUCAUGAACCAUCGCAACAUAUACCAUGUAAAACGCUUGUAA
Molecule: messenger RNA, 558 nt
Organism: Trichomonas vaginalis G3
Lineage: Eukaryota; Parabasalia; Trichomonadida; Trichomonadidae
Product: organellar and viral DNA polymerase type B
Exons: 1
Coding region: 1-558 (185 amino acids)
Source: RefSeq, a predicted model, not a curated record